Chenopodium quinoa (quinoa) is the source of this 1636-nucleotide messenger RNA. Its product is annotated as sister chromatid cohesion 1 protein 2-like. Gene Ontology annotation, molecular function: protein binding; chromatin binding. The transcript is spliced from 4 exons. The record is from RefSeq and is a predicted model, not a curated record. Gene Ontology annotation, biological process: synaptonemal complex assembly; mitotic sister chromatid cohesion; replication-born double-strand break repair via sister chromatid exchange. Gene Ontology annotation, cellular component: cohesin complex; synaptonemal complex. Lineage: Eukaryota; Viridiplantae; Streptophyta; Magnoliopsida; Caryophyllales; Amaranthaceae. Bases 166 to 822 code for a protein of 218 amino acids.
UCAAAAAAGUUACUCUAUAAGACCAUAGUAUAGUAACACGAGUAGGAGUAACACCAAUAAUUUAUUCGUGGCAACAUUUUAGAGCAAGACUUCCUUUGUACACCAAUCGACCGUUUCUUUCUUCCCUCUUCCAAACUUGAAAAACCUCUCUUUUUCUCUUUUCUGAUGACUGCUAUAAACCCAGUUUUACCAUUUUUGGUAAGAAAUCAGAACACCAUUUUCCCAGAAAAAAACCCAGAAGAAGAAGAAGACGAAGAAGAAGAAGGAGGAGAGAGAAAGAGAACAAUGUUCUACUCACAGUGUCUUCUAUCAAGUAAAGGACCAUUGGGUGCUAUUUGGGUUGCUGGCUAUUUCUUCAAACGCCUCAAAAAACGUCAAGUUACUGACACUGAUAUUAUCUCUUCUGUUGAUAAAGUUCUUCGAGAAGGAUUGCCAUCUGUUACAUACAGGAUUUUGGCUUAUCUUCUCCUUGGCGUCGUGAGAAUCUAUUCCAAGAAAGUCGAAUAUUUAUUUAAUGACUGUCACGAAACUGUUUCCUAUAUCAAUAGAUUCUCUGUUGGCAAAAAGGUAGUUUCCUUUAGAGAUAUUGUGCGAUCUUCUCCUUCCAUUACCCUGCCGGAGCGGUAUGAACUUGAUACUUUUCAACUGGAGGUUGCAGAUUGUGCAAGCAAGUGCAAUAUUGCACGAAAUGAAGAUAUUAGUAUCAAAGUUGGUGCAGGGAAAGAUGUUUUUUCUCAAUACUCUUUAGAUAAGGUAAUCUUUCUUUUUUGUACCUUAAGUAAGUAUUCUGAAGUUACUAGAUCCAUUUACAUCUAUUUUUAGAGGAAUUUUUCUUUUAGUGAAAAAUUUUAUCAGCUUCCAUCAGAUUUUCUGAGUAGUCAAUAUGACUGAAGUUAUAGUCAUAUUAAGAGGCUGGGAAUCUUUUGAAGGCUAAACAGCUAAAUUAUAUUUGGAUAUUUUCAACCCUCAAGUUGAUGUAUCGGUAACAUUUGGAUUGUUGAAAGAUGAAUCACAUAUAAAGAUGUAAUCAGCACUCAUCUCAUGUGUAAAAAGUAUUAAUUAACCACAAGUAGUCAGUCAAACUAAAAUUGUGGUGUUUGCUGUGCUCUUUCUGAUAUUCGGUAUUACUUAAUUCAUCCUACCUAAAUUAGAGAUCAUCCAAAUCAUUUAUAAAUCACCCAAUCAAAGUCUUAAUCUCAUAAGUGGGAUCGCCUACAUGAACCAAAAGUGAGUAUUCCGUAUAGUCAUGUGCAAAAAUCUUCCUCCUCCAUCCCCCGCAAUCAAAUACCUCGUCCUCAUGCAAAUCCAUUUGCUUCAUAUCCUUCCUGACUUCUUCCAACCAAGUCAUUUUCGGUCUCCCUCUACCUCGUUGAAGCUAUCCAUGAACCCACUCUUCGUCCCGGUGUACCCUAGGGUCUCCGUCUUACAUGCCCGAACCAACACAGGCAAUUUUCCCUGAUUUGUCUGUAAUGCCUGCAACUCCCACUUUCUUGCGAAUAGCUGUCCUUUAUUUGCUAUGGGUGACUGGAGCAUCUUUGUACUUAAAAUCACUCAAUGUGGCUUAUAACUUCUUGGUUUUGUAGCAUAUUUUGCUCUGUAAGGCUUUUUGAGGGUGACAAUGUCAUUGUUAUGCAAC